Molecule: messenger RNA, 1446 nt
Organism: Malurus melanocephalus (red-backed fairy wren)
Lineage: Eukaryota; Metazoa; Chordata; Aves; Passeriformes; Maluridae
Gene: CPLANE2
Product: ciliogenesis and planar polarity effector complex subunit 2
Exons: 5
Coding region: 590-1339 (249 amino acids)
Molecular function (GO): GTPase activity; GTP binding
Source: RefSeq, a predicted model, not a curated record
ACAGACCCCGUGGGGGUGUCACGGACCCCGUCAGGGGGUGCAGGGAGUCCGUGUGGGGCUGUGAGGGACCCCCUGGGAGAUGGCGGGACACUGAGGGGGUCAGGGAUCCCAGAGCGGGGCAUGGGGACCCCAGAGGGGCAGGAGGACCAUGGGAAGGGGGUGGGACCCUAUAGGGGAUGCAGGGACCCCGGGGUGUGGGGAAGGAUCCUAUUGGAGGGGUCAAGGACCCUAUGUUGGGGUACAGGGGUCCCAGAAGGGCACUGAGACCCCAUGGUGGGGUCAGAGAACCCAUGGGAGGGUUGUGGGACCCCAGGGGAAACACAGGGCCCCCCCCAGAGGGGGUUUGGGACCCCAGAGAGGGGUCAGGGACCCCGUGGGUGAUUUUGGGGACCGCAUGAGAGGAUGCUGGAACCCAAGGGGGUGUUUUUGGGGCCACAUGGGAAGUUUUGGGGCCCCAUGGGACAACAAAGGGACCCUGGUGAAGAUGUCUGGACCCUGGGGUGAGGUCAGAAGGGGACCCCAAAGGCGCGGGGUGCAGUGACCCCACGGAGGAAGGGGGUGCUGCUCCCCGUGCCGCAGGUUCGGGGCCAUGGCGGGGCAGGACCGGGAGCUGGAGCCGGGCUGGCUCCUGUCCCACGCCGGCCAUCCCUACCUGGACUGCAUCCUGCACAGGAACCAGCGCAGGGUGUUCGGUCUUCUGGAGCGCCCGGCGCUGCCGCCCGCCCUGGCUGUCCCCACUGUCACCUACAAACUGUUCCUGGCCGGCAAAAGUGGCGUCGGCAAAACAGCGCUGGUGGCCUGGCUGGGGGGGACCCCCGUACCCCCCGCCCACCACGAGACCCUCGGGAUCGAGGCCACCCCGCUGUUCUGGCCGGCCAAGCCCCGCUCCAGCAGCCGCCCCGUGCUGUUCCAGCUGCACCUGUGGGACUGCGGGGACGCGGCGCUCCGCAAGUUCGAGCACCUGCUGCCCGCUUGCAAGGAGGAGGCGGACGCCGCCCUGUUCCUAUUCUCCUWCACGGACCGCGCGUCCUUCGCAGAGCUGCCGGCGCUCAUGAACCGCGUGCUGGGCCCUGAGGAUCGCCACCUCGUCAGGGUGGUCGUGGGCACCAAAUUCGAUCUGUCCCCACACGCGGCYGUGACGGAGGGGGACGUCAGGGCCUUCGAGGGGACGUGGGGGCUUCGGGUGCUGCGGGUGGGGGCGACCCCGGGGGCCGGAGGGGCCCGGGCAGGGCUAGCCCGGGUCGCCCCCGUGCUGGACGCCCUGGUCGAGGGGCUCUGGCGGCGCGACCAAGUGACAGCCGGCGUCAUCCCCGGGGACAGCGGGGACCCCCCCACCUGAACCCCCCUUUGGGGCCAGGCUCGGGCGAGCAGGGGCAGGAGGGGAAAAGGUGUUUUUUACUAAAAUCUGGUUUUCUAUGAAAAAAGAUCCCUGGGUGGCCUGACUUG